Molecule: messenger RNA, 161 nt
Organism: Racocetra fulgida
Lineage: Eukaryota; Fungi; Glomeromycota; Glomeromycetes; Diversisporales; Gigasporaceae
Source: the annotation of a GenBank genome assembly
CUAAAAAUUCAAAAAAUAUAUCUACAGUUAAAUUGCCAAAUUCAAAUGAUACUGAACAUGAACCUUCUGCAAAAUGCAAAAGAUCUGAAGAAUCAUAUGAAUAUGUUGAAGACCUAUCAGAAGUGGAAAAUGUUGACUCUACUGUUGAUUGUGAACCUGAA